AUGGAUUUUUCUCGAGAAAGACUACAAACUGGCUUGGAAGAUUUUUUGUUAAGUGUAGCGACGGAAAGUCUUCCUUCGACAGAAACUCUAAUUCUCUCCUUCUCUCUUUUGGAGAACAAAAGAUAUAAAUUAGUAGCCGAGAAAGAACUUUCUCGCUGGCUCGAGAACGACGCAAAGUACAAUACAUUCGAUGGCAGCUAUCAUGAGGGAUUCGGCGAACGGUUCGCAGAUUAUGAGCCAGGACCAAGACCUACAGCACUUCCCUUUAACCAGGCGCCAUACGACUCCUAUGAUUUGUGUUUAAACGCAGAUCACAGAAAUUAUUGCCAUCGCAAAGAGAUUAAGAUGGGUAUUCUGAGUCAUGUAUCUUACACGAGUGAGGACACCGAAUGGGAUUUUUCACAAAGUUCGGUUUCUUCAUUGCAAUGUCGUGUUGAGAACUCGAAGGAAAUCAUGGCCAAAUACAUGGUUGCGUACAAUGUCGUGCAAGAGCUGGUACGGGAAUAUCAGGAAAUGUUUGAGUUAUCAGCAGACCGUUACGUUGAUGUGGAAUUCAGACUCAACGUGAGAAAAGAUACUGAGCAUCGACUAGCUUUGAGAAGUGAUACAAGAUUGAAUCCCCCGGGUUACCUUUCGUGCACUCCUACAUUAGACAGCUUGGGGAAUCAAAUGGAAAAGGUAACUGAAGAAGUACUGAGCAUUGGUAAUCGAUUGAAAUUCCUGGAGAAUGUAGUAUCAACCAUCAACGAUGCUAAAUCAGAUGAACUAUCGAACUUGAUGUCGCUUGUCAGACGAUUGAGAUUUGCAGAAGAACGUUUUAUUCUCCAAAAGCCAAAGAGAGAAUUUUCCCUCCCUGCAGAGAUUUGGUCCAAUAUUCUCGAGAAAGUCAUGCCGAACAUACAGACCAUCAACUCUAAUAAUGGAAAGUUGGACCCUAUGCUUGAGAGAUGGAAGAUAUCGAAAGUCCUGUUUCGAACGGUAGUCCCAAUUUACUACAGAGAGGCCAUCUUCUCGUUCACUCCACACUCGUUUAUGAACUGUACUACCGUCAAAAUCAUGAAGAAAAUCACUAUCCAUAUGUCGUCACCUGAAUGGUAUACGCAUGCAAUUGGCACAGAAUGCGCCUGCGAUUUACCGAAGACGACAACAGCAAUUGAAGCUUAUACUUUACAAAAGCGAUUGAAGGAAUGUACUGCAUUGGUGGAACUCCGCCUCAUUCAGCUAUACUUAUCGUAUUUAUCUUCGGGUCUCUAUGUGAUUGAGAAUUCCAGGUACUUUCAAAAGGGUAAAUGUCUAUGGGGCGAAGAGUGGAGGUGUAUGAUCUUCGAGGGUGACUACGAUCAGAUCUCUUGA
Molecule: messenger RNA, 1353 nt
Organism: Sclerotinia sclerotiorum 1980 UF-70
Lineage: Eukaryota; Fungi; Ascomycota; Leotiomycetes; Helotiales; Sclerotiniaceae
Exons: 4
Coding region: 1-1353 (450 amino acids)
Source: RefSeq, a predicted model, not a curated record